Molecule: messenger RNA, 662 nt
Organism: Cuscuta campestris
Lineage: Eukaryota; Viridiplantae; Streptophyta; Magnoliopsida; Solanales; Convolvulaceae
Source: the annotation of a GenBank genome assembly
GCCCAUAUCCCAAAGAUCCACCUCGCAAAACCCCCCUUUAUAAACGCCGCGUCAUCUCUCUCUUCUCGGAUCGUCAUCGGAGGGUUUGAGACGGAGCUAGGGUUUCUGCAACUGCAAAGCAAUGGGAAAGGGAACAGGGAGUUUCGGAAAGAGGAGGAACAAGACUCACACCCUCUGCGUGAGGUGUGGCCGCCGGAGCUUCCAUCUCCAGAAGAGCCGCUGCUCCGCCUGCGCCUACCCUGCCGCCCGCAUCAGGAAGUACAACUGGAGUGAGAAGGCGAUCCGUAGAAAGACAACCGGAACUGGCCGCAUGAGGUACCUCCGCCAUGUGCCCCGCCGUUUCAAGACCAACUUCAGAGAAGGCACUCAAGCUGCUCCAAGGAAGAAGGCAGCAGUAUCAUCCUGAGUGGCUUUCGAGCUGGUAUUUUGCGAGGGUUUCUUAAUUUUGUAUCAUUUCAAUUUGGUAUUUGAAGUUUUAAAACAAAUGAAGUUUUGGGUUAAUGUUACUAUUCCAAUGCUACUUUCUAAGAUUUGAUUUUAGAAUUUGGUCACUGAUGGAUGAUGAAAUGAAAUGCACUUUUUCGGUUUAACAAUUGGCUCCUUUAGUGUUUGAACUUCAAUCUUUUUUGUUUAUUUUAGCUUAAUAAAAUACUCGUAGAAUU